AUGCACACCUUACACAUUAAGUUGAGCAAUGUACACUGCCAGGAGUGUCAAGCAACUAUACAAAAGAUUAUAUCACGGUUUUACAAACCACUCCAAAUUGAAAACAACGCAGUAUCUGGGCUGAGUAUUCAUGAAUUGUCUCAAAAGGAAGUGUUUUUCCAUUUAAAAGACGCAGAAGUAUCGUUAUACGGGCUCGUCAAAUUUCAACACCACUUGAAAAAAUUGAUUAAACAAUUGGAGAAAGCAGGUUUUGGGGUUGUAAAUUGGGUUAUCAUUGAGGAAAACGGCAAGAGGUGUUCAUCUCAAGAUGCCCCUCGUAAUGCCGAAGCAGGUCGUGGAAAUAUUUCUUACCAUGACGGACUCUUUGAUAUGUGGGGAACUUUUGAAAAAUACCUGGCAUCCAAAUCAGCCAAGAAACAUUUAAAGUAUUGCACAGUUUGCCGAAAUAUCAAGGCAAGUGAAGCGAAAGAAACCAACGACUCUUCAUCCGUUGAAACAAAAGUUGAAGUGUCUCACCCGGAAUACAGAGCAUCCUUUGCGAUUACAGGGAUGACAUGCUCAUCCUGUGUUCACACAGUAGAGGAUGCACUCGGCGGACUACUCAAAGAAAACAAAGACUCAGCUGCCGUGAAUGAGCCUAAUUUUUCUGUAAACUUGCUUCAGCAAUCGGUGGUAGUGAUAAUCAAGAAUAAACAAUUGAUCAAUCAGAUAAUUGAUCGUGUAAACGAUUCAGGAUUUGAAUGCAAGCUUAUUGAAGUGUUACCAGUUCAUCGUUCAAUAAACACAAGAAUCACUGCUCUUAUUAAAGACAUGACAUGUUCUGCAUGUGCAAACUCAAUCGAAGCUGCAGUAAAGAAUUUGCCAUUCAUUUUAGACAGUGGUAUCAAUGUUGUGACAAAGAAUGCCCAAUUUGUUCUUGAGGAUGACGCACGUCAUGGGAACUUGCAAAAGUUGAAAGACACGGUGGAGGAUUGUGGAUUCGGUUUCGAAAUUAUCACCAGUGAAAAGAUCAACUUCACCUCAGCAAAACAAAAGCCAAGAACAAUCAAUAUUAAAGUGGAGGGAAUGUUUUGUAAUCAUUGUCCUGAAGUUAUUAUGAACUAUUUAAUGCAUUAUGGUGACGCUGUUGUGGUUCAUGACCCCAUCAGUUUAAAGCAUCCAGUCAUUAAUUUUACAUACAUCCCGAGUACUGAUGUGACUGCUCGCCAAAUUAUUAUGGAUUUGAAUCAUUUGAGAGACAAUGGAACUGGCGGAUACAUCAUUGACGAAAAUGGGUCAUUCAGUUGCGAGUUGGUGAAACCAGUCUCCGUUGAAGAGCAUAUACGGAAGUUGACAAGAAGUGAAGUGAUGAAUCUUGCUUUGCGUUUGAUUUUAGCUACAGUUUUUGCCAUACCUACAUUUAUUCUUGGAAUAGUUGCAAUGUCUCUACUCUCAAAAGAUCAUCCACUCAGAAUCUGGGUAGAGCAGCCAAUUUGGGUUGGUAAUGCUUCUCGAGCUAGCUGGAUAUUGCUUAUAUUGUCAACACCGGUGUAUUUUUUUGCAGCAGAUACAUUUCACCGUAAAGCUUUUAAAGAGAUCAAAUCUUUAUGGCUUCACAAAAGCUCAUUCAAAAGCAGGUUGCUAAAGUUUGGCUCCAUGAACUUGUUAAUGAGCUUAGGAACAACAGUUGCGUACUUUGCUAGUAUUGCGUUGUUAGUAUUGAGUGCACAACAAAAUGCCAAAACUCAAAUGGGAUUUCACACAACGUAUUUUGACUCAGUUGUCUUUUUAACCUUCUUUUUAUUAAUUGGAAAGUUAUUGCAAAGUUAUUCAAAAAGCAAAACUGCUGACGCAAUAUCAAAAUUGGCAACAUUGAAACAAAAUACAGCAGUUAUAGUGGAUGAGGUUGACGGGCGUUUUGAGAAUGAUCAAGUUGUAGAUAUAGAGUUGUUGGAGAUUGGAGAUUACAUCAAAAUUGGUUCUGGUGAGUCGCCACCGGUUGAUUGUGUCAUAAUCGAUGGUGAAUCAAAUUUCGAUGAAAGUGCAUUAACAGGUGAGUCGACACCGGUGAAACAUUUCGAAGGACAACAGGUUUUCUCUGGAACAGUCAACAUUGGAAGUCGCUCUAUUAUUGCUAAAGUGAUCAGUUUGGAGGGAGAUUCCUUAUUGAGUAAAAUCAUCAACACCGUGAGAAAUGGACAGCUAAAGAAAGCUCCAAUGGAAAGGACUGCCGAUCUCAUCACUGGUUAUUUUGUACCUAUUAUAAUUGCUAUAGCAGUAACUACGUGGAUAAUUUGGCUCAGUUUAGGUCAUUCGGGUGCCUUGCCUCAGAGCUACCUUGACAUUGACAUUGGGGGGUGGACAGUGUGGUCAUUGGAAUUUGCAAUCGCUGUAUUUGUUGUUGCAUGUCCUUGUGGUAUUGGUUUAGCUGCGCCAACAGCACUCUUUGUUGGCUCUGGGUUAGCAGCCAAGUAUGGAAUAUUGGCUAGAGGUGGUGGUGCAGCCUUUCAAGAUGGGGCCACAACCAAUAUUGUGUGCUUUGACAAAACGGGAACUUUGACAAGAGGGGAAUUAACUGUAACCAACUAUUCACUUAUUGAAAAGAGUUCAAUCUUGAUGCAAUUUUCUUUACAAAUUGCAAGAGAUUUGGAGGUUGCAUCGUCACAUCCUUUGGCAAAGGCAAUUAGGCAAUUUACUGAAAAGUUGAGUGGUGACAAAGGUAUUUCUUUAGUUGCAAACAAAAUUCCUCAAGUUGAAACAGUCAGUGGUCGUGGUUUGAAGGGUGCAAUUGUUUUGGACAAUAAUGAUGAUAUUAGUGAUUGGAGCAAAUAUCAUCCUGUCGAAGCCAUACUAGGCAACGAGAGACUUUUCCAGGAAUAUAAUGUUGUAAUCAAUAACAAACAGAAGAAGCUUUUGACCAAAUGGAAGACAGAAUGUAAGUCAGUGGUGUUGGUAGGUUUGAAAUGUCCAACCUUGUUCAACGAUGAUUUGUUUCAUUUAAUAUUCAUGAUGGCUGCGAGGGACCAAAUUAGACCGGAAACCAAAAAAGUGAUUGAAUACUUCAACUCCAAAAAAAUCGAGACCUGGAUGAUUACUGGUGAUAACUCCCUCACUGCAAAUGCAAUAGCAAACGAAAUCGGGAUAACCAAUGUUGUUAGUGAAGUACUUCCAGACGAGAAGGAGGCUCAAAUCAAGCGUAUUCGACAAUUGAAGCAAAAUAAAAGCAGCCAAUCUAAAUGCGUGAUUGCCAUGGUGGGAGAUGGCAUAAAUGAUGCUCCAGCACUUGCUGCAGCUGAUGUUGGCAUAGCCCUUAGUUCUGGUGCGGACCUUGCCGUCACUUCGAGUGAUUUCAUUUUGUUGAACAAGAUGCACCCUUUGAUAAGUCUGGUGACCUUGUUUGACUUAUCCCGAGUGGUGUUUCGUCGGGUCAAGUUUAAUUUUGCGUGGAGUUUGGUUUACAAUAUGAUUGGGUUACCCAUUGCUGCUGGUGUGAUUUAUCCGUACAAGAAUUCUCGAUUGGAUCCUGUUUGGGCAAGUGCUGCAAUGGCGUUGAGUUCAAUUAGUGUUGUGUUGAGCAGUUUGGCAUUAAGAUUUUACAGACCAAAAUUGGAUGCUAAGAACUUUGAUUUAAACGAAGAUGGCGAGGUCUUGCCUGAAGAAGAGUAG
Lodderomyces parapsilosis is the source of this 3645-nucleotide messenger RNA. RefSeq names its product Crp1p (gene CRP1). The transcript has a single exon. The record is from RefSeq and is a predicted model, not a curated record. Bases 1 to 3645 code for a protein of 1214 amino acids. Gene Ontology annotation, cellular component: membrane. Gene Ontology annotation, molecular function: ATP hydrolysis activity; copper ion binding; P-type divalent copper transporter activity. Gene Ontology annotation, biological process: monoatomic cation transport; copper ion homeostasis. Lineage: Eukaryota; Fungi; Ascomycota; Pichiomycetes; Serinales; Debaryomycetaceae.